Molecule: messenger RNA, 1164 nt
Organism: Arachis duranensis
Lineage: Eukaryota; Viridiplantae; Streptophyta; Magnoliopsida; Fabales; Fabaceae
Exons: 2
Coding region: 1-1164 (387 amino acids)
Source: RefSeq, a predicted model, not a curated record
AUGGCGGACAACUCACCAGAAGAUGGUUAUACAUCGUCUGAUUCUGAACAAGAAAACCCAGAUACCGGAAACAACGACGCAGACCUGACCCUUCACCAAGGGACCAACGAUCAGCAUAGAGAAGGCACCUCUGGGCUUAAGAACCCAAAGCUGGAAUCCUCCCUUAAAAGUCGGAACUCUCACGGCGACCGAGAAGAGUCGCCCCUGGGAGGAGAGGACCCGUUCAGUGAGGACAUAAUGAGGGCGAAAGUUCCAAGAAACUUCCAAAGCCCUGAUAUGAACCUCUAUGACAGAACCACAGACCCGAAGCACCACUUAAGCAAUUUCAAAAGUCGGAUGUAUCUGGCUGAUGCUUCUGAUGCAACUCGCUGCAAAGCUCUCCCGACCACCCUGUUGAAAGCAGCGAUGAAGUGGUUCGAUAGCCUCCCUCCAAGGUCGGUUACCAGCUUUGAGGACCUCUCGAGAAAAUUCCUAAUACGGUUCUCCAUCCAGAAGGAUAAAGUAAAACACGCACCGAGCCUCCUAGGAGUUAAGCAGGAGGUCGAGGAACCUCUAUGUGACUACAUGGAAAGGUUCAACAAAGCGUGUCUAGAAAUUCAAGACCUGCCCACAGAGGCAGUUAUCAUGGGGUUAGUAAAUGGACUUAGAGAGGGCCCCUUCGCUCAGUCCAUAUCAAAAAGGCACCCCACCUCUUUGAGUGAUGUACAAGAGAGAGCAGAAAAGUACGUCAACAUGGAGGAACAUGCCAAAGUACGGGAGCCCAACUGGCGACAGGGGCCCCCUCACUCAGCAAAAGAGAAAGAAAGGGAGCCCAAGAAAAAAGAGGAGGUCGGCCCCAACAGGCCGAGGAGAUAUCACUCCUAUACUCCUCUAAAAGUCUCCCUAGUGGACGUAUACAGAGAAAUCUGUAACACUGAAAGGUUGCCGCCUCCUAGACCCAUCAAGAACAAAAAGGGAGGAAGUCACGGCGACUACUGUGAGUACCAUAAGAUGUAUGGUCACUCAACAAAUGAUUGCUAUGACCUUAAAAAUGUGAUAGAAAGGUUGGCCAGGGAAGGCCGACUUGAUAAAUAUCUCAUGGAAAGGUCAGAAAAUUCUGGAAAAAGAAAGCGAGAUCAUGAAGACAGGAGAGACCCACCACCACAAACCCCGAGAGAAACAUAA